Messenger RNA from Electrophorus electricus (electric eel), 759 nucleotides. The record is from RefSeq and is a predicted model, not a curated record. Lineage: Eukaryota; Metazoa; Chordata; Actinopteri; Gymnotiformes; Gymnotidae.
AUGGACACACCUGAUGUAACAGUGAAUCCUGGCGGUUCAGAAGCUAUAUUUCAUAUAGGCUUUGAUGCCUGCAGUUUUAGGAGACUGGUGACUGAAGAUGAUGUUGUAUUUGAAAAUGAACUGACUUCAUUGGCUUCCUCUAAAGUUUCUUCUGUCUUGUCUCCUGUUGUCUGUGUAUAUGAAAAGCCUGCAGACUGGAGUCCACCCCUAUAUGACCCAGUGAUUUUCCAUACUAAUGGACAAGGGAACCUGCUCUUCCAUUUGAACCUUAUGAAUGAUGACUUUAGUGGUGUGGCACUAUCCACUACCUUCUCGUUGGGCUCCUUCAUCCCAAUCGCUGCUACUGUUGAUCAAGCUUCUCAUCAGCCACUAAUUCUUCUGCUGGAAGAGUGUGUGGCUUCCACCACACCAACGCUGGCACAAGAUGGCCAUAUUCACCCUAUAAUUACGAAUAACGGAUGUCUGAUGGAUAGCAAGAAUACUAAUUCAAGGUUCUUGCCCAGACGAAGCCUAUCUGAAAUCAGGCUGUAUCUUCAAGCUUUCAAGUUUACUAAUGCAGAGAAAGUUUAUAUUCACUGCAAACUUGUGGCUUGGGAUCCUCAUGUCAUGGACAGUGGCAAGAAAGCAUGUCAGUAUGAUGCACAGAAAGGAAGAUGGGUAUUACUUGAUGAUCCUAGGAAGAGUGCUCUGUGUACUUGCUGUGAGACUCGCUGUCAAGCAAGGAGGCAAAGGGGAAUUGGAAAGGGUCAGUAUUUUUAG